This is a messenger RNA of Rhododendron vialii, 2779 nucleotides long. Its product is annotated as putative late blight resistance protein homolog R1B-17. The transcript has 3 exons. Gene Ontology annotation, molecular function: ADP binding. Lineage: Eukaryota; Viridiplantae; Streptophyta; Magnoliopsida; Ericales; Ericaceae. The coding region runs from base 1 to 2610 and encodes 869 amino acids. The record is from RefSeq and is a predicted model, not a curated record. Gene Ontology annotation, biological process: defense response to other organism.
AUGGGUGAUAUUGCUGUUGAUAUUUUUUUGGAAACCUUGAAACAGCUUAUAAUGAACUCCAAUCUUGUUUUAAUCAUAUGCGAGAAACAUCAACUUCAAUCUCUUGAGAUGGAGAUAAAGUACCUGAGAGAGUUCCUCAAAGUUACGGAGAAGAAACGCAACGAGCAUAUAGAAGUGAUGAAUCUAGUGAAGCAGAUCAGAGACGUGGUACUUGAAUCAGAGAAAACCAUAGAAUUGUUUGUAAGUCGUGCUUGCAAGCAGGAUGAUCUUUCCCUAGACCUUGAAAGUAUCAAAAAGGAGAUCAAGACUCUCACGGGUAAGGUGAAGCAGAUGUACGACGAGAAUAUGUAUGACAUUGACGGAACAACAGUCAAAAAACUCAAGCACUCUUUUACCGGAUCAAGUGGAUCAGGAGGGUCAAGUUCAUCAAGAGGGAGAAACACAUCCAAAGCAGUAGAAGAGAAGGCGCUGGUCGGUUUCAAGAAUGAGGUAGAAACAUUAAUGGGAAAGCUUCAUGAUAGUGGAGAAGGUAGACAACUGGAGAUUAUAUCAAUCAUCGGCGUUGGUGGAGGCGGCAAAACCACAUUGGCUAGAGAAGUGUAUGAUCAUCCUUUGACGUUGCAUAAGUUUGAAAUUCGUGCAUGGGCUAAUAUUUCUCAAGACUAUCACAAGACCAUGAAGAAGGAUUUGUUGAUUAGUAUUCUAGAAUCAGCUCCCCCAGGAAAACAAGAAGGUUACGGUGAGUGGGGAGAAAAGGUAUAUAAAUGCUUGCAGGGUACAAAAUAUCUCAUUGUCAUGGAUGAUAUAUGGGACAUUGAGGCUUGGAAUGAUAUCCAAAGAUCAUUCCCUAGGGAAUGCAAGGGGAGUAAAGUGUUGUUAACUAGUCGAUUACAUGUUCAACCAGAUAGCAUCCCCUACGUCUCUCAUUUUUUGGAUCCCUUACCAAAAAGUUGCAGUUGGGAGUUAUUACAAAAGAAGGUAUUCGGAAAGAAACAAUGCCCACCGAAGUUGGUGGAUAUCGGUAACCAAAUCGCAGAAAAAUGUAAAGGACUACCACUCGCAGUUGUCGCAAUAGCUGGCAUUCUGGCAAUGGAAGAUAAGACACUUGACGUGUGGAAGAAAGUUGCCAAAAAUUUAUAUUCAAUCAUUGCCAAAAAUCAAGAGGGCUGCCUGGAGAUACUAGAACUUAGUUACAAUCACCUGCCUCUUCAUUUAAAAGCAUGUUUUCUUUACAUUGGAGGACACCCCGAAGAUUCUGAAAUACCCGUACGUGAGUUGAUUUGGUUAUGGAUUGCAGAGGGAUUUAUUCAGCAAAGUGAUGGGGGAAAAAGCUUGGAGGCCAUAGCACAAGAUUACUUGAUCGGUCUUAUUGAUAGAAAUCUCGUAAUGGUAGCUACGAAAAGUAAAUCCCAUGGAAGAAUUAAAGCAUGCCGUAUCCAUGAUCUUCUGCGUGAAUUAUGCUUGAAAAAAGCAGAGGAGGAUAAUUUUCUUGUGCAAAAUUAUAGGGAUGAUUCUUUUUCACCUUCCACUACAAAUAAGCAUCGUCGCCUCUUUGUUGGCCGUAAGUUCUUUCGUAAGUUUCCCCCAAGGCCUCAUGCUCAAGACCUUCGAUCUUUUCUGUACCUCCCUUUGCCAAACUCCUCAUAUUCAUGGCUUGAACAAAAUCUGUCGUUCUUUGUUGAAAACUUCGAACUUCUCAGGGUGUUGCAUUUAAUCCCCAUUACAAGCCAAGGAGAAAUAGGAAUAGGUGAUCUAGUUCAUUUGAGAUACUUAGCACUUAAGUUACCAACAAUAGGGCUUUUCUGUGUACCGAAUUGUUUUCACUACCUCUCGAACCUAGAAACCCUUAACCUCCAAGUUUCAUGCCUGAACUGUAUUUCGUUGCCUCGGGAUAUAGUUAAGAUGGUUAAGUUGAGACAUCUAUAUACUAAAGAGGGGAUAUUCGGUUAUCAUCAUGUUUCUAAUUAUGAUGAAGAGAAGAGAAAUAUGUUGGAUAGCUUACAGACCUUGCACCAAAUGUGUACUUGUGAGCAUUGCCUGCGUUUUUUGGAAAGGACUCCCAAUCUAAGGAUGCUAGGACUUCGUGGACAUCGUAUUCUCCUUGCGGACCUAGAAUUCUUAAAAUGCCUUGAGAUACUCUAUUUCUACUCCAGAAGCAUUAAUGGGCUGAAGCUUCCUCCGACUCUUACGCGGCUAACUUUGAGGUCUACAUACUUGAAGUGGGAGGAGUUGUCAAUUAUCCUCCAAACCCUGCCGAGCCUUGAGGUUCUCAAAUUAUUAAGCGACGCCUGUGUGGGACCAGUUUGGAACACAAGUGAACUUGAGGAGGGGUUCUCUCAACUCAAGUACUUGAAGCUUGCAAAUCUAGAUAUGAAGGAGUGGAGUGCUUCCGAAGAUCAUUUUCCGAAACUUGAGGUCUUAGUGAUUAAGUGGUGCAAUUCUAUGCAACAGAUUCCGAUUGAUUUUGCUAAUCUAAACGAACUUCGUGAAAUUACGAUAACGUGGUCCUGUCGAUCUGCUGAGGAAUCGGCCAGGGAGAUUCAGGAAAAGCAAAGAAAUAGAAGAGGAGAUGAUGUUUGCCUAAAUAUUACCUUCCUGGGUAACAGCUGAGGUACUCCUAAUUAAUUACAGAAAAUCUUUUAUCAUGAAAGAAAAAAUCGACGUAGGUCUUGCUUGUUACUCCUAUUUGCAUAUGGUAGAAGCCAAAUCAACUGCUCGGCCGCCUCUUUAGCUCAUCUCUUGUCAACGCUAGCAACUUGCAACAUAAUGAUGUCAUUCC